This is a messenger RNA of Nelumbo nucifera (sacred lotus), 3535 nucleotides long. The record is from RefSeq and is a predicted model, not a curated record. NCBI's taxonomy places the organism in Eukaryota, Viridiplantae, Streptophyta, Magnoliopsida, Proteales, Nelumbonaceae.
UCUAGUGUGUCUAGUGAUGAAGGCUUUACAAUGGUUGCUCAUUUUUUUAACAUGGAAGUUGGAACCUGUAUACAUGAUGGUUUCGCUUUUUGUUUACAUGUUUUAGGGUAUAAAUUAUUUGAUCUUGUAUGUGGUGGAUGAUCGUGUUUAUGUCCACAUUUUCCAAGUUUCCAGAAUACCGGGUAAUGCGGAAAAUGUAAAUGGAGUUAUUUUUGGGUUGCUCGGAUCUGCAACCCACUAGACGGUGUUUACAUCCCACCCACAAGGUAACUUCAACCACGCUUUGAGAACAUCUCCAGUGUCGUCAUUCAUGAAAGGUAAAGUGUCUUGUGGGCUACAGGUUUGGAUUCGCAAGCACGGCAAGCGGAGCUUGGAUCUCCUGCCCACAAGGAUCGUGCCUGAUGGUGCGUGAUCUAACUACUACUAGUUGGAAGGCGAUCUGAAUUCUAACUGGGUGGUAAGCUGGACCGGUAUGUAAAACAGUGAAUCAUAGAUCCUAGGGUAGUUAAUCCGGUAAGGUCGCUCUGAUGCUUAAGUUAGUACUUAUGUUGUGAAUGCGACCUGAAUGUUUGAGAGUUUGACUGUUACCGAGUAAAAUAAUCGCGUAUACAUUUGCCUUGAGGUUUAAUGUCUUUAUAUAAUAGAGUAGUCGUGAGCCUUACGAAAGAGCUCUGGGAUCUUCGGGCUGUAGAGAUAAGGUUUGUUCCGUUUUUUAAGGAGAAUAAUAUAUUGAUAAGGUUUAUCGUUUACCUCCGAUUCAAGCGGAGUCGGGACGAGUUCUCAUCGUGAUCUCGAAAAAUUCGGGAUUUAUUGGCUCAUCGUGAUCUCGAGAAAUUCGGGAUCUGUUGGGGAUUUCUUUGGAGUUGGUUAUGUAGCGUUUCGGCUCAUUAGCUUUGAGUUGGAACUUCGAUUUUUUAGUCCCGAAUUGAAUUGGGUGUCGAGGUGCUUCUACACAGAGGGGGUUUUGGGCCGAGGUGGUUGAAUACCCGAACUCCGAAUGUUGCGAACUAGGUUCGUUUGGCUGAGUUGUCACCCCUCGAUCAAAUCGUGCCCACGUGUCCCCUUUUUGCUAGAUCGUGCCAAAUCACCCUUCAUCAAUUGCCCUCCACUCCUUGUGCCAUGGGUCCCAACCCAGUGUGAGGAAUUCAUGAUGAGUCCAGGUGGAUUUGGCACGAAGGCUAGACGACUUGAAGGGCAAACCAUUGGUCGGGCCUGUUUAACGACCUGGCUCAACCAUGAAAUGACCCAGGUCGCAUCUCAGCCACGCGCGGACGUCACACUGUUUAUAGACUCCGUAGACGUCAAAACACACGUUAAAUUGAUUUCAACCUCGAGGGGCAUGCAACCGGUUUCCUUAGGAGCCGUCAGAUAGUGUUGAUCUUGACCAUUGAUUCCCCCUAUACACUAGCUAUAAAUAGGGGCCAAAGGGCUCAUUUUCCUUGCCACAAGUCCACAAAUAUGCAAUUUUUGAGGUCGAGUUCAAGUCUUCCAAUUCGGUAUCAGCCUUUUCUGGGUCCGAGGUCGCUUUCUUUUCUUCGGUCUUCCUUUUGGUGAGUCCACCUUCCUUUGCUUUUUCCUUUUGAUUAUGUUGUCUUUUCCUUUAAUAUGUCUAGCCUUACCUUAGAUAGUCUUUUAGACGGGAGCGGUGAGUCCACUGAGGUCUAUGUGGGUACCUCAACUCAGACUGUGGAUCCUCGUCCUACCGAGGUGGUCACUUCGGGACAGGACGCGGUCCUCAGUCCGCUCGGGGUGAAUUCACCUUGGUGAGAGCGAGAGGCCUCUGGUAACUCGGCUUCCACCUCACAUCGAGAUCAGUUGCCAGACGACUUCGACCCGUCAAUUAUGACGGCAGACAAGCUCCUAGCCUUAGUAGCCCAGUACAUACUCCCUAACGACCUUGUAUAUAGCAGCCCCUUAGGCAACUUUCCUUGGGAUCAUGAUCACAACGAAAUCGUGAUCUUCGAGGAGCAACUCGUAGCUUAUUUGCGUCUUCCACUUCACCCCCUUAUAAUCGAGAUCGUUAGAUUUUUUAACAUUACCAUAGAUCAUCUAACCCGAACUCUAUCCGUAACAUCGUAGGGACCAUUUCUCCUUUUCAUGAUUACAACUUGACCUCAACGUUUUUUCUUCAAUUCUUUCCAUUAAGAAAAAUCCGUCCUGUGUUUUUCCCGACCACAGGCGAACUUACUACUUGUCACCUCAUCCUGAAUACAAACUGUUGCACGAGCUCCCUAAUAAGGUCCCAGCCUGGAAGAGGCAUUACUUCGUGGUCCGCAACACCGAGGGGUGGCCAUUCCCGACUCAUUGGAGGGAAGCCAUUCAAGACCCCGGCAUUGGCCUGAAGUUCGAAGACUUCGUUUCCGAGGAGAAGCUCGUGCAGGCCGGCAUAAGUCCUCCUGAUAGGUCAUUGUUUGUUGUACUUUCUCUAUUCGUUUUACUUUGGUAUUGUAUCUGACUUAGCUCAUUUUCAUCGCAGCUGCCAUAGACAACAUCCAUGUUGAUGACCUCUUCGGGAGCAUGAAGAAGGGAAAGAAGAAGAAGAGAGCCUCCAAAAAGGCUCGCGUCGAGAGUGAAGCAACUAGAACUGAGCCUAUCGUUCCUGAGCCCGAGCAACCUCCCGUGAUCGAUCUGGUCGAGGAGGACUCGGGCAAGCCCACCCCACCCCGCAUGCCCGAGGAGGCUAUAUCUUCAAAGCCCGCCCCAGUGGCUACCACUUCUUCGGGCAGCGAUGCUCCAGUUCGAAGCAUUUUGACUCCAAAGUUCGGCCUUCUCAAGAGCAAGGAUGUGGUGUUCGCUGAGGAGGUCGCUCGUUGGGCCGACUUGCCAGUCACUCAACUCGGGGCCAUGCGGCUACACACUGUAUGGUGGUGAACUCCUCCAUCCAUGCCUUGGCUUAUCAGUCCGAGGUGAAUCUGAAGCAGGCUCUCGAAGCUGAGGAGUCUUCCCGAAAUGCCCACGCCGAACUAAACUUAGCUCGUAACGAAAUCAACCAACUGAAGAACGACGCGCAAGCUAAGAAGGAGCUGCUAACUCUGUUAAUGUCAAAGAAGAAGGAGCUCGAGGAGCGUGAAACGGCAUUGAAGAGGGAGGUUGAGAACCUCGAGGCCCACGUGAAGGAACGAACCGAGCUACUGCUUCAGGCGAUGGAGGAGGCCAAGGUUAAGGCUGUUGAGGAGUAUAAGUCCUCAGUGGAGCUUCAAGAAAGGCCGGUCAAGGCAGGGACAACGGGUUACCACAAGGGAUUCAAACUCAGCAGGUGGUUGACCUGAUGUGAAUUUCCCCACCUCGACCUCAGCGUCAUAACCACAUCGAUGAUCACCAAGGAGAUGGCCAUCGAAACUGCCAAAGAUCCGGACUUCGAAGCGGAGAGUGAUGAUGAUGUGCUUAACGAGGAAGAUGAGACAGGUGGUGGUGAGGACCGUAUGGAGACAGAUCCUCCUGCCGAAGUCUCCAAUAAGGAUGAAGAGCCCUAAAGUGAUUGAAGCCUCUUUUCUUGGACCCCCCCCCCUCUUUUUGUAAUGCUCAAUGUUCCAAG